GGAGGCAGCUGGAGCUGGAGCUGGGCGCGUUCCCGUGCGCCCCCCGCCAAGCGCCGCGCGCCCCCGACGUGGCCAGUUGCUCGGCGCUGCGCCGCGCCCGCUGGGCGGGGCCUUUCUCGAGGAUACGCCCCUUCCCGCCCACCACCGCGCGUGGCCCCGCCCCUAACGCACUCCCAGGCGCAGCGACGCGUGCGCGGGGCAGCCAAUCAGAGCCGUGCGUGGGUUUCAAAUAGGCGGCGCGGGAACGGCACCGGGAGCGGCGCUAUGUGGGCUGCCCGGACCCCCGCCGCGGCGCGGAGGCCGCGGCGCCUCCCCCUGCAGGAGCUGCAGCUGCAACCGGGCGCUGAACACACCACCCUCACCCCGCUGUUCCGCCGCCUGCGGCUCGAGAACUGUGGCACUCCGGUGUCCUGCACCCGGGGGCGCCCCAGGAAACCCACACUGGCACCCAGGCCUCUGGAGCCCCUCAAGAGCAUCAGCCCAGAGCCCCCCAGUGCCCCGGAGCCCCCCAGCAGCCCUGUGCGGGGGCCCUGCACCCCGAAGCCCGCCAGCAGCCCUGUGCCAGCCCCAAUAUGCAGUGCAGUCCUGGGCCCCUGCACCCCAGAGCCCCCCAGCAGCCCCGUGCGGGGGCCCUGCACCCCAGAGCCCCCCAGCAGCCCCGUGCGGGGGUCCCUGCACCCCAGAGCCGCCCAGCAGCCCUGUGCCAGCCCCAAUAUGCAGUUCAGUCCUGGGCCUCACCACCCCAGACCCCCCCAGCAGCCCUGUGCAGGUGCCCUGCACUCCGGAGACCCCCAGCAGCCCCAUUCCAGGACCCUGUACUUCAGAGGCCCUGAGCAGCUCAGUCCUGGAAUCCCGCACCCCAGAGUCACCCAGCAUCCCGGAGCCCCCUGACAGCACAAUGCCAGCCCCCCUGUGCAGCCCCAUCCCAGUGUUGCAUACUUCAGAGCCCUGUGGCAGCGUGACCCCAACGCUCUGCACCCCAGGGCCCCCCAGCAUCAGCAGCUCAGUGCCUUGCACCACAAACCCUCCAGGCAGCACCAUCCAAGCACCCUGCACCCUCCAGUCCCCUGGCAGUACCAGCCUGGCCUCCUGUACCCCAGGGCCCCCCGGCACCAGCUCCACCCCACAGGAAGCCCCCUUCCACAGGUGGCAAGUGGUGCCCACCCACUUCUCCUGCAGCCCUGCGGGCACCAUGCCCCUGGCUGGGGGUGCUGGUCCCCUAUCUUGUCAAGACACCCCUGAGGGAGCAGAGUCCCCUGCCCCACCAGAACAGGACCCCCCUGAGCUCCCUCCCACCGAGGCACAGAGGUUGGAGCCUGCUGGGUCGGAGGCAACGGCCACCCCAGUCCCCUUGCCUGAGGUGGCCCCAGGUGCUGUGUCCUGGAUGUUGCCACUGGUGUGGCUGGAGAAGAGCCUCGGCACCUUGUCCCCGCUGGAUUCCCUGCGGCACAGCCUGCCUCUGCCGGUGGCCGCCACGAGCGCCGGGACGAGCGUCACGCCGGUGGCCGCCACGAGCGCCGGGACGAGCGUCACGCCGGUGGCCGCCACGAGCGCCGGGACGAGCGUCACACCGGUGGCCGCCACGAGCGCCGGGACCUUCAUGACCCCCCGGGACCUGCAGGAGAGGAGCAUGAACACAUACGUGGGUGCCCCCCCCUGCGCCAAGGACAGCGCUGCUGAAACGGACUCUCUGCUCUGGCAUUGUCCUCGGGAACAGCUGAAGUCCCUGCCACGGGCAGAGCUAGAGGUGCGGCUGGAGAGUACCCUCAUCAUCAUUGAAGCCCUCUCGCUCCAGCUGCGCCACUGCCAGGAGAGCCAGCGGCUGCUGCCUGGUGUGGGGCCGGCCGAGCAGAGGGAUGUGUUCAUGCAGACGGACAUCACCCAUGCCAAAGGGGAGGAGGAGAUCUACCGCAACCUCUACCUUGAGCUGCGGAGGAAAACGGAGGCUCUGCAGUGGCAGCGGGGAGCAGAGCAGGACCUGCGGCGGCAGCUGGAGCUGGCCCUUGAGCGGAUGGGUGACUGGAGCAGGCAGCGCCUCCUGUUUCAGGGCUUCGUUGACGCGACUUCUCAGAGCUUGCAGGAUGAGCAGGCAGCCCUCACCCAGGAGCGGGAGCAGGUGAGGGCCCUGGUGUCUCGGUGUGGAGCCGUACUGGAGAGAGUGCCCAGCAAGCUGCGGAGCUGCCUGGAGGAGCGGGAUGCCAUGAGGCAGCGAGCAGAGGAAGCUCUCCGAGCCAAGGAGGAGGGGGAUCGCUUCCUGGAGGCCUUCCGUGCCCAUGCCAGUGCCCAGAUCAGCGCCCGCAGCCAGAGCCUGGCCUCCCAGCAAGAGCUGGGCACGCUACUGGCAAAUGCCAUCCACCAGCAGGCAUCCCUGUCUGCCGAGACUCAGUCUUUCCGGGAAUUCAUAGAUGUCACCUUUGAAAAUCUGGAGGAGGAGAGGAGAGCCCUGGAUGUGGAGCGGGAGCAGGUGAGAGCCCUGGUGUCCUGGUGCCGAGCCGUGCUGGAAAGAGUGCCCAACAAGCUGCGGAGCUGCUUAGAGGAGCGGGAUGCUGUGAGGCAACAGGCAGACGAAGCUCUUCAAGCCAAGGAGGAGGCGUCCUGCCAGCUGAAGAAGACCUCAGUGGCCUUGCAGGAUGCGGUGGCUCAGCUGGAACAGCUGACUGUGGACAAAUCCUGUCUCAGUGCAGAGCUGAGCUCCCUGAUGACGAAUCUGGCCAGCGUGGAGCAGGAGCGGGAUGAGCUGCAGCAGCAGAACAGGAAGCAGUGCGAGGAGAUAACCCAGCUGGCACAGGAGAGGGAUGCCCUGCAGCAGGACUGCAAUGGCCUGCGCCAGGAGCUGCGGGAGGCCACCGAGUGCCGGGAGUUCCUUGAUCAGGAGAACUGCAUGUCCCGCACGCAGCUGCUGGAGGUGGAGGCCAAGCUGAAGUCCACGCUGGCCACCCUGCAGGAGCGCACCCUGCAGUACGAGGAGCUGAUGAAUUCCCACGAGUGCCUGUGUGAAGAGCAGGCUGCCCUCUGCAAGGAGCUGGAGAGCACCAAGGCCAAGCUCCUUGACUUGCAGCACAAGAGGGACAAAGUCUCCUGGUGUUUCACGGACAUUGCCAAGAGCAAGAUGCGGCUGCAGGAGCUUGCAGACAGCCUCAGGGCUGCUCUGCAAGAGGAGGAUGACGAUGCCCCAUCGAGAAGCAGAGCCUGGUCCGUGGCCCUGCAGGCACAGAGCUGGCAGACCCCCCGCUGUGCCUGGACCCCUGCCCGCUGCACCCCGGCCCGUGCCAGGACCUCCUUCGUGGGCAGUGCUCUGAAAGCGCUGUCGGCAAAAGAUGCUGACGAAACCACCGGAGGUGGAGGUGCCUUUACUAAGGACAAACCUUCCUUGACAGCAAAGCCACCAGAGCCCGAGACCAGUCUCUUGGAAAGCAUGAAGGAGCUGAGAGCCGUGGUCUCUGACGUUGCCACGCUGAGCUUCCGCGUCCAGGAGCAGGAGCAGAGCAAGUUCAAGGCGCUGCAGACAGAGAUCUCUGACCUGCAGCUCCGUCUGGCUACCGUGACAUCGGAGAGUAAGGAGAAGAUGGACACCCAGGCUGCCACCAUCGCUAAGCUGAACAAGGCGCUGAGGGGCAAGAUAGAGAGUGAGAAGGAGCUGCAGGACGUCGUGAAACAGCAGGAAGAGAAGAUGCUGCAACUCCUCGACCAGAGAGGGGAAGUCAUGCAGCUGAAGGAAGAGAGAUCUCAGCUGAGUCGCGCGCUCCAGCGCGCUGAGACGGAGGUCAAGGUGCUGUGGGAGGAGGUGCGAGGGCAGGAGCCCAAGGUGGACACUGCCCAUGUCCAGGAGAGAGUCCUGCUGCAGCAGCAGUUGGACAAACUGCGGCUGCUGCUCCUGGAGAAAGAGAAUGAGAAUAUGCUACGCUCUGACAAGUACCUGGGGCAGAUCAGGGGGCUGGAGCUGAGGCUCCAACACGUCCAGAAAAUGCUGAGGACCCACGAGGAGAUGCAGGAGAAGAUGAAAGAGGUCCUCUCAGCCGUCCCCGACAUGGCAGCGAACUGCCAGGAGCUCCACUGCCUGCUGCUGUACUUGGGCCUGGAGCCAGGCACUAGCAGCAAGGAAGCAGCCGAGCCACUGUAGCCUGAAACCUGCCUUUCUUUAAUGUUGCAAUUAUUGACUAAAUAAAGUUGUGUUGGCUUUCA
This is a messenger RNA of Falco peregrinus (peregrine falcon), 4182 nucleotides long. It is a transcript of the gene SPAG5, whose product is annotated as sperm associated antigen 5. The transcript is spliced from 24 exons. Gene Ontology annotation, biological process: cell division; regulation of attachment of spindle microtubules to kinetochore. NCBI's taxonomy places the organism in Eukaryota, Metazoa, Chordata, Aves, Falconiformes, Falconidae. The record is from RefSeq and is a predicted model, not a curated record. The coding region runs from base 899 to 4120 and encodes 1073 amino acids.